CGAUCCCGAUAGUCGCACCCGCGCGCGAACGUGCGCUUCUAAAAAAGUUUUUUUUUUUCAACUUUAGCGCCGCAACAGAACUCCAGCUCCCGCUUCGUCGCUGUUGUGUUAAACGCUUACUUGUAGAUUUUCCUCCGUAUUUAUUUUAUUAUUAUUUUUAAUUCCACUUCCGCUCUCUGCUGCGUCCCUGACGCUCUCAGUCACAUCUGGAGCUCCACACAUUUUCCAUCUCUCGUCCAAACUCGACUUAUCUCCUCGUGAGAGACCUUGGACCUUGACCGAGUGCACCAGACAGACGGGCAGCCAUGUUGAUCAUCCUAGCCUUCAUCAUCCUCUUCCACCUGGCUGCAACUGUUCUGCUCUUCGUUGCAACCAUUCACAAUGUGUGGUGGGUGGUGUCGCCACCUGGGAUGGAGGUGAUCUACAGUGACCUGUGGUACUCCUGUAACUCCACCUGCUUCCCUGUGGCCGGCAGCCAUACGAAAGAUGCAGCCUACCUGCAGGCAGUCCAGGCCACUAUGAUCCUGGCCACCAUUUUAUGUGUGGUCAGCCUCUUUGUCUUCAUACUUCAGCUCUUCAAGAUCAAGCAAGGAGAGAGAUUCAUUUUCACCGCUAUUAUACAGCUCUUGGCCUCUCUAUGUGUGAUGAUCGGUGCGUCCAUCUACACGGCUGAGAACAAGUCCUUCCACGUGCCGAGUCUUCAGGAAGGCUCCUACGGCUCCUCUUACAUCCUGGCCUGGAUAAGCUUCCCCAUGACUCUUGCCAGCGGCCUAAUGUACCUGGUGCUCAGGAAGCGCAAAUAAGAUGGGAUGUAAAAGUCUCACAAGCACCGUUCCUAUGUAUGUAAUAGGAACACUUUUACUCCACAAGAUGUAAACUUUUCCUCCACAAACAUGGCUGCGCGUGCUCUCUCUGUCUAACCCUUAGAUUUUAUAAUACAAUUGCAAAAAUAAAAAUAAACAUACCAUAAAUCCAUACAGUCUCACCACACUCAGACCUUCAAACAGUCUCAUACCCUUCUUCCCUCUGGUGCUGUGUUGGUCUCACUGAAUGUAGUAAAGAUGUGUUAGCGUGUGCGACAGCCGGUAACAUGACAUCUAAGCACCCGACGACAGGAAACACAGUCGUGAUUCAUCACACAAGAGUAUACCUGACAGGCGUAUUUGCUUAAAGGUCAAUUCAAAUCUACUCCACGCAAAUGCACUCACUGCUCUGCACAAAUAUCAAAUACGACAUGAGACUUUAUCAGUCCAGCUGAGACUACACACACACACACACACACUCAGCCAUUACUUCUGUUCCAACAUGUCCAUUUGUCCACUGCUCAUGUCUCUCUGUCCACACACCGUUCAUAUAAACUUUAAAAUAUCUCAUCUGAAGAAGAAAAGUGGGGAGGUUUUCCUCACUGGGACACAAGCCCCUGGACUUCCCAAUGGAUUCUUACUCUUUUUUUUAGUGAAGCUAUAAUCAUUAGAUAUUACAUUGUACAUAGUGUAUUUGCUGUGUAUGUAUAUUUCAGGCACUUCUCAAAAACCAUAUUUCUACGACUGCGCUACAGUCGCGGCGCGUGCGCGUGUGCGUGUGUGUGUGGUAAAGCAAUAGAGAGGAGCUCGUGUUAACCAUAGCAUAUAGGAAGUGUAGUGAAGCUCUAGUUUGAGGUAUAAUAUGUAGGACUUUAACCCUUUUGUUUGUAAUCUUAUGUUUCUGACUUGUAUUUUAUUGAUGUAAAAGGAACCAAUGAUGUGCUGUGAUAUUUGGGAUUUAAAAAAAUAAGAAAUGACAAAACAGAAACAUGCAAACUUGAAAUAAGAAUAAGCAUCUCUUUGUCAUUAGUGUUUCUUUUGUUUUGUUUUUUGUCGUUCACUGAGAGAAAAAACAAAAAGACGAACGCUAUCUAUUGUUUGAAACCACUGUUCUUUACUUUACCAUGUAACAGAGGGUGUAUGAAGUAGAUUAGUCUUCCCUCUCUGGUCACGCUACUGUUUAUUCGGUCCAAACAUCUCCAGCAGUAAAGAGAGGUUUGAUCCCAGUUUAGCACCGACCGCACAAAUUGGUUUUCUUUUCCUUUUCCUUGUUGCUGGUUGUGGAAGUCACAUACGCACAGUGGUGCUGCACCUGGCUGUUUCGUGACAGACAAUAUGCUCAUGUUGGACAAACUCUGGACCACAGAGGCCGGUUAACAUUCGUCAGAAGUGAAUAUUCAGGGAAGAGAAAUGGAAGUGAAGACUUAGCUCUAUUAUCUCCAGGUGAUACUUGAAAAUGAUCAAAAGAGACUAUCGGAGGCCAAGAUUAUGAUUUUUGUUCAUGUAGCAUUUUGUGCAGUUGUCAUCUUUGAAAGUGUUAAACUGAAUGAUAAGCAUCCUGUUUGCAUGCAAGCUUCUGUCUACCCGUAGGUUAGACGCAAAGUAAGUUAUUGUAGUUUCAAAGGCUUUCAAAAAUACAUGUUAUUAUCGAUUGUGUAAAGCUUAUUUUCAAAUUUCGCUUUGAUUUCAAAAUGUAUCUUAAACAAUGAAUGAAUGAACCAACAACUUGAACAUAAAGAGCGUACUCUGUUGCAGACAUUCAACCGUCUUCUGUCUUAAGAGCCGAUUAUUAGAGCUACACUUGUUUUUAGGAUUGUUUUAACAUUGUGAUGAUUUCCCUGUAGUGUGUUUUGUGUCAAUGUAGAUGGACUGUAUCUCAAUCAGUAUCUGUCUAUUCAGAGAACCAUGGUGCCAUGCUGACAUUUUAGCCAAAAUUCUAUUUAUAGGAAUUUUAACAUUUUACUUGCAGCUGAAAUAUUUCUGUUGCAUAUUGAAGUAUUAAUGACCCAUUUUGUGCCAUUGUCUCCCGUUGGUCACAGAUUUGAGAGUGAAAGAGAAUUCAUGCUUGUUGCUUUUACUCUUUUAGGCAAAUUAAGCGACGUUGUGCCAUGUAUUUUGACCUGUGUUUAUGUCAUGGCAAACUAAAUUGUUUGUUUGCUACUGACACCUAGUGGACUGACAGAGAACAGUUCAGGCCACUGAACAGAUUUGCUGCAAGCUUCUGUCAGGAAGCACAAAUCAGGCAAAGUCUCAUCUCCCCUGCAAGAAUUUUAAAAGGAGCUUCAUCCACAGAUCAGAUGUCGAGCUCAAAAAAUGUAUUUUACAGUAAAUAAAAUGUUUUUGUUUGUGCCAAA
Solea senegalensis (Senegalese sole) is the source of this 3157-nucleotide messenger RNA. It is a transcript of the gene emp2, whose product is annotated as epithelial membrane protein 2. NCBI's taxonomy places the organism in Eukaryota, Metazoa, Chordata, Actinopteri, Pleuronectiformes, Soleidae. The coding region runs from base 306 to 803 and encodes 165 amino acids. The record is from RefSeq and is a predicted model, not a curated record. The transcript is spliced from 5 exons. Gene Ontology annotation, cellular component: plasma membrane.